Dermatophagoides farinae (American house dust mite) is the source of this 1807-nucleotide messenger RNA. The record is from RefSeq and is a predicted model, not a curated record. Lineage: Eukaryota; Metazoa; Arthropoda; Arachnida; Sarcoptiformes; Pyroglyphidae.
UAUGAAAAAAAAUUUAUCCUUGAAAAAUGGUCAUUUCCAAAAACAUCAUCAUCAUGUAUACAGUUGAAACAAAUUAACAAUUCAAUGUUCAUUUCGAUAAUUGAAACCAGUUUUUUUUUCUUUCCACCAAAGAAUGAACACUGUCUUCGUUUUCAUUAAAUAUCUGAUGUCCUUGGACACAUAUAUUCUUUUAUGACUGAAAACAAAUCUUUAGCUUCACAUAAAAAAAACAUUUUUGUUUCAAUUUUGUUAGUGAAUGCCAGAUGCCAUUUUAAUUUAUCCAAUUCAACAUUGCUCAUUCAACAGUUGGAUUUUAAACAUUUUUUACAUUGAUUCAAUCAUUCAAUCAAGCUUGCUAAGCAACAAUCAUGUCUUUUAUCCAAAUUCCAGCCGAUCAUCCAUUUCCGAUACAAAAUUUGCCUUAUGGAGUUUUUUCCACAGAAUCUGAGUCUCGUCAUCGGAUUGGUGUUGCUAUUGGUGAUCAAAUUUUGGACCUAAGUAAAAUUGUCCAUCUGUUUCAGGGAAAACAUCUCAAAGAUGUUGCAGCCAAAGUAUUCAACGAACCAACAUUGAAUAAAUUCUUAGAAUUAGGUAAAGAUGCUUGGCAUGAAGCAAGACAAACAUUGCAACAUUUGUUGGAUAAAAAUACAGCCACCCUACGUGAUGAUAGUAAACUUCGUGAAAUUGCUUUUGUUCCACAAGCAAUGGCCACAAUGCAUCUUCCGGCACAAAUUGGCGAUUAUACGGAUUUUUAUUCAUCAUUAGAACAUGCAACCAAUGUUGGCUCCAUGUUUCGUGAUCCUAAAAAUGCAUUGCUUCCUAAUUGGCGAUAUUUGCCCGUUGGUUAUCAUGGUCGUGCUUCAUCGAUUGUUAUUUCAGGCACUCCGAUUCGACGGCCAAACGGUCAAACACGACCGGCCGAUGAUGAACCACCAAAAUUUGGUCCAUGUCGUCUAAUGGAUUUUGAAUUAGAAAUGGCUUUCCUAAUCGGUGGACAAGAGAAUUCGUUGGGACAACCGAUACCGAUUGAAAAAACUCAAGAUCGUAUUUUCGGUAUGGUUUUGAUGAACGAUUGGAGUGCUCGUGAUAUUCAAAAAUGGGAAUAUGUUCCAUUGGGACCUUUUUUGGCUAAAUCACUUGGUACAUCAAUCAGUGCUUGGGUGGUCACAAUGGAAGCUUUAGAGCCAUUCAAAGUGGCCAACACUCCCCAAGAUCCGAAACCAUUUGCUUAUCUUCAUCAUUCAGAUAAUUACAAUUUCGAUAUCAAUUUGAAUGUUUUCCUUAAACCAGAUGGUAUGGAACGUAAUUUGAUCUGUAAAUCAAAUUAUCGUUAUCUUUAUUGGACUAUUAAACAACAAUUGGCUCAUCAUUCCAUUACCGGAUGCAAUAUUCGAUCUGGUGAUCUAUUGGCAACAGGAACCAUAAGUGGACCAACACCUGAUUCAUAUGGAUCAAUGUUAGAACUUUCUUGGAAAGGAAACAGACCAUUAAAUCUUGGUACCGAUGGUGUCAUAACGCGUACAUUCUUACAAGAUAAUGAUUCGAUCAUUAUGGAAGGAUACUGUCAAGGCAAUGGUUAUCGAAUUGGUUUCGGUGACUGCCGUGGAAAAAUAUUGCCACCGUUAAUUUUAGAUUUUAAAUCGUAAAAUAAUUUUAAAAGAUAUCUAUCUAAUAAUGUAAUGCUAAUGGGCAUUUUUCACUCACAGUGAUUAUUAAGACAAAUAAUUGAGUUAUUAUAUUAUUGAUAUUCAUCUUAUUUCAAUGAUUAUCAAAAACAGUGGAAAUAAUAAAAUAAAAAGAAAGAAUU